Synchiropus splendidus (mandarinfish) is the source of this 4161-nucleotide messenger RNA. RefSeq names its product contactin 1b (gene cntn1b). The transcript is spliced from 24 exons. The record is from RefSeq and is a predicted model, not a curated record. Gene Ontology annotation, biological process: brain development; cell-cell adhesion. NCBI's taxonomy places the organism in Eukaryota, Metazoa, Chordata, Actinopteri, Syngnathiformes, Callionymidae. Gene Ontology annotation, molecular function: cell-cell adhesion mediator activity. The coding region runs from base 165 to 3287 and encodes 1040 amino acids.
CCCCGCCUCUCGCGCCGCUGUACCACAUGCUCUCUCCUCCAGCAGGAAGUUCUGUUGACGGGACGGUGCGGGCUGCGGGACGAUGCGUCUCUUUUGCGGGAUGUGGUGAGUGGACCGAGCAUCCUGCAGUCUGUCGCACUCAGUGAACAGGUCUUCACAGAGAGAUGGCGUUCACCCUCCUCCUGCUCUCCCUUUUCGCCUCACUUUCUCUCACCGGGGCUGUGUUGUUCGGUGAGCCCAGAAUAUUUGGAGAGGAUGCGACCGGCUAUGGACCAAUCUUCGAGGAGGAGCCGGUGGAUGUGGUCUACAUGGAGGACUCUCCUGACAGGAGGAUCUCCAUGAACUGCCGAGCGCGAGCGAACCCACCUGCCUCGUACAGGUGGCGCCGCGACAAUUGGGAGAUCAAGCUGAUGGAGCAGCCAGAUGAACACUACAGCCUGGUGGGAGGCAAUCUGGUCAUCACCAACCCCAAACCCAAAAAGCACUCUGGGACAUAUGUGUGCGUCGCCAAGAACAUCUACGGAACCGUCAUCAGCAAAGAGGCUCGCGUCAAGUUCGGAUUUCUGGAGGAGUUUCCUCAGGAAGAGCGAGAUCCGGUCACUGUAAAAGAAGGUCAGGGUGCAGUCCUGCUGUGUGUUCCUCCUAAAGCUCUGCCAGAGGAAGUCACCUACCGAUGGAUCUACAACGAGUUCCCCAUGUUCUUGCACACGGACCACCGACGCUUCGUCUCCCAGAAGACGGGGAACUUGUACAUCUCCAAGGUGGAAGCUCAGGACGCAGGAAACUACUCGUGCUUCGUGUCCAGUCCCAUCAUAGGGAAGAGUGUCUUCUCAAAGUUCAUCCCACUCAUCCCUUUGCCGCCGGACGACGGUGAGGAGCGGAAGUACCCAGCAGACAUCCGGGUGAAGUUCCCGGACACCACUGCCAUGCUGGCGUCCAACAUAACUCUGGAAUGCUUUGCCUUGGGAAAUCCCAUCCCGCACAUCGUCUGGAGAAAGGUAGACGCCACCGACCUUCCUGCAAAUCAUGAGAUCAGCGAAUCAGGCGCAGUGCUGCAUCUCUACAACGUCCAGUACGAGGAUGUGGGAGGUUAUGAGUGCGAGGCCAUCAACACUAAAGGGAAGGACUGGCACAAGGCUUGGCUCUAUGUAGAGUCUGCUCCAGAAUGGGCCGAGACCAUCAACAACACUCAAGUGGACAUUGGCUCAGAGCACACCAUGCGCUGUGUGGCGGCGGGAAAACCCUUCCCCUUCAUUCGCUGGUACAAAGACGGGUACAUGUACGGUAAAGGAGAGCUGAAGUUUUCCAGUCUGACGUUUGACGACUCAGGCAUGUACCAGUGUAUCGCAGAGAACUACUGGGGCAUCAAAUACGCCAACGCAGAGCUGCGAGUGAUCGCAUGUGCUCCAACGUUUGAGUUUAACCCAGUGAAGAAGCAGCUGCUGGGGGCCGAAAAUGCUCGAGUGGUCAUCGAGUGUAAACCAAGGGCUGCUCCUAAACCCCGGAUCACCUGGACCAAGGGCAAAGAGCUGCUCUUCAACAGCUCCCGUAUUUCCAUUUUGUAUGAUGGGAGUUUGGAGAUCCUGAACGCCACCAGGAACGAUGUGGGGACCUACACAUGCUUUGCUGAGAACGACAGAGGGAAGUCCAACAGUUCUGGCUAUCUCACCAUCACAGAUGCUACCAGCAUCACCGUGGCACCUGAAGACAGCGAGGUCCAAGUGGGUGAUGAGGUGAUUCUAAAGUGCUCAGCGUCCUAUGAUCCAAAGCUGGACAUCACCUUUAUCUGGGCUGUGGACUACAGGACCAUCAACUUUGACACAGAGUGGCAGCACUAUGAACGUGUGAUGACUGAAGAAGGCAGUGGACACCUGAGAAUUAAAAAUUCCCAGAUCUGGCAUGAAGGCCGCUACACCUGCACCGCUCAGACAGCAGUGGACAAUGACAUGGCCUACGCAGACCUGAAGGUCAUUGGUGUUCCUGGACCUCCUGGGGUUAUCAGAGUGGAGGAAAUUGGGGAUACAUGGGUGAGGCUGCAGUGGACCAAGGGGGCAGAGCACAACAGCCCAAUACUCUUCUACACCAUCCAGACCAGACACUACUGGGCGCUGUACGAGGACGACUGGAGAAACGCCAGCAGCUCACCACAAUUCUUGGACGGCAGUUUGGAACGGGCAGAUGUUACAGACCUGUACCCCUGGAUGGAGUACCAGUUCAGGAUCAUUGCGACCAAUGAGUACGGCUCUGGAGAGGCCAGCAUACCCUCACUCAAGAUCAAAACCUGGGAUGCAGCUCCUGUGGUUUCACCGACGAAUGUCGCCGGCUACGGAGGAAGGAACGGCGAGAUCAUCAUCACGUGGACGCCUGUAGAGCCAUGGUUCUUCUAUGGUAAGAACUUUGGAUACAUUGUGGCCUUCAAGCCUCAUGAUGCGUUAGACUGGUGGUACAAGACCAUCUCCGAUCCCGAGACAAGACGUUACGUUCACCAAGAUACCUACUUCACUAUCACUGAGGAGGACUUCCAGGUGCGAGAGUUUCAGGUGAAAAUCAAGGCAUUUAACAUCAAGGGUGACGGUCCGUACAGCCUCACCAAGGUCGUCUACUACCCACGCGAUGUCCCGAUAGAGCCUCCGACCGAUGUCUAUGCCAGGCCGGUGUCGUCCACCGAGGCUCUGGUGUGGUGGCUGCCUGUGGUGGACACUGGAACAGGUCUGCAGCAGUACAUUGAGGGAUAUCAGGUGAAAUAUUGGAGAAAGUAUGACGACCCUGAACCAGGUGCGAAUCGCAUAUUUGUUCCUGCUACUGUCAAUCAAACAAGGUUGGAGAACAUGCUGCCGGACUCCCACUAUCUCAUUGAGGUGCGAGCUUACAAUGGGGCCGGACUGGGGCCUCCCGGGGAACACUGCGAGAUGUUCACCAAGAGACCACCUCCUUCCGAGGCUCCCAGGAUGUGGCGUUACAUCUCUUGGACAGGAAAGUGGCUGUACGUGUGGUGGGAUCAUAUCCAGUACGACUGGUUUGGGAACGUCUCCUUCCCUUUGUACUACAAGGUCAUGUUCAGGAGAUCUGGCUACAUCUACAGUAAGGUCUACGUCACUGGCUGGCACUUCAUGGACUUCCCCAUGCCGCAGUGGGGAGACUACGAGCUUAUGGUUCGUGGCCGCUACGAGGGAGGCGACGGCCCAGUUCGCAAGAUCAGAAUCCUGGGUAAAGCCUCAAUGACCUCGCCGACAUUCAGCCUCGUGUCUCUCACUCUGCUGGUGCUGAGCGUCAUGAGAUUGAUCUAGACCUCAACAGUCAGCGCGGCGUCGGGGUCCCUCACUUGUCAGUCGUUGGCUUCACUCAACCAUCUUUCACAUUACAGCACUUUAUCACAUAAACAAACGGCUUCACUGCGUUUUAGUACUUGGUCAUUUUCUCAUCUUAGAGCAGUCGAGUCGGAGGAGACUCUGGAUCCCAACAAUGUAACCAAGUUAGAGGAACGUUAAAUAAACAAGAUCAACUCUGUUGUCAAGUGAAAAGGUACACGUGUGUGUGUGUGUGUGUGUGUGUAAGCACUCAGACAUCAAUAUGUGCACACCAGACUGAGAAUGGAAGAGGACAAUGAAAUAGAGAACAAUAAAGAACAAAUAAAAGAAACUGAAAUUUAAAAAAAGCCACAUGAGAAAGGAACAGGGGGAAGAAUAAGUGAUAAAAUCAAGAAAAUAAGACAAGUGAAAUGAGAAAGGGUGGCUGAGCAAUAAUGAGAAGAGAGUGACAUCGAGAUGAAGCAAAAGGAUGGAGUGAGAGAGCAAGAAGAAAAGGCAGAGGUGAGACAGUAGAAAUGGAGUGAGGGUGGGAGAAAACCAAGAAGAAAGAAUGAGAGAGUGCGAGGACAAGGGGCUGUCAGUUACUUGGAGAAAAGGCCAGAAAAGGAAGAAAAAAAUAAAGAUAAAGACCGGUAUUAAGAAAGAACAGUGAGAGAGAAAAGAAAUGACCAAGAUGGAAUGACGGAUUGGACUAAAAGUGAGAGAGGGAAACAGGGAAACGUGGAAAGUUGGACACUUGAAAAUACAAACAAAUUGGAACAGAGAGAGUCGACACAGCAAGCGGAGGUGAUACAUGGAUUCAGCCAGCAGGAGGCAGUACAUCCCCGUAUCGUAAUCCGUGCUUAUGAUUCCU